This is a messenger RNA of Hydatigera taeniaeformis, 1059 nucleotides long. Lineage: Eukaryota; Metazoa; Platyhelminthes; Cestoda; Cyclophyllidea; Taeniidae. The record is from the annotation of a GenBank genome assembly.
AUGAGCUUACGCAUUCAGUCGCUCACUCAUUACUCGGAUUUUGAUGGAACUUCUGAGAGUGAGACCUCCGAACUCUCUAUUGUCCUUCCAUUCUCCUCUCGUUUUCGAAGCAAGAAGCAGUCUCAACCUUCGGAGGGUCGUAUCCGCCAAAAAAAAGGCGCCAGGGCCAUUCGACGUUAUGAAAAUGGCAGGCACCUCUCUCAACCUCAGUCACUGUUAUUUUUAUUAAGUGUAAUUCUCGACUUACCUUUUUCAGACGCCUAUUUGAGCACCCUUGCCAUGAUCACGGAGGCUAGUGGCGAGGACGACAUGGAAGAUUACUGGGUUGAUAGGGUCACUGGGGACACCGGAUUCAAUAUUCGCGAGAUAUGGGACGCGUUUAUCUCCCUCUCGGAGACGGAGCAGAUCGAACUCCUUGGCAGUCUCGCUUCCCACUCAGCUUUUAGUAAUGAUUUUGACGUUGACAUGGGCAAUGGUAUGGCUGCACACCCCUCACCAAGGAAUUAUAACAACGCUAAUAGAAACAACAGUUGUGGUCGUCAACGUCGUAAAAAUAAGGGCCGCUCACGUCAGCGACCUGUUGUACAUCUGGAACCCAUUUUCGAGGAUCCAAUGGAGAUGUCAAUCGAUGCUUUCGAUCCUCUCUCCCCACAAGACGUCAGUUCUGAUGUCGCAGUCCUUCCCGCAUCAGGCGUUAUCUCACCGAAACUGCUCCAAUUUAUUCGCAACAUGGUGGAACAGCAGCACCGAGAACAGGAUUUCGUGAGCAGCCGCGCUGGUGUAAAAGGCGGGCGCAAGAAACAGAGACGCUUUUGUGUUCAGGACCUCUGUCUUAUCCAACGCGUGGAGACCGAGUUGCGGAAUGUCUUUGGAGUGGUGGAGUCGCCUGUCCGAGUGUGGACACCCUCCACGAGUCUCCUCAGGUCUUCGAUUUCAUCGAAUCAAACCUACCGAGGAAGGCCGUGGGUUCGUGGACUUCUGUUGGCUCUUAAUGGCUUCCAGAGGAUGCUUGUUCAUGCCACGGCCAACUACCUAGGUCUCCGCUCGUUUAGUGAGUAA